This is a messenger RNA of Geodia barretti, 270 nucleotides long. The record is from the annotation of a GenBank genome assembly. Lineage: Eukaryota; Metazoa; Porifera; Demospongiae; Tetractinellida; Geodiidae.
AUGAACGUGGAGGAACAGAGAAAGGCGAUGCUGAGCAACUUCCGCCAGUACGCAACGGUCUACAACGAACUGACUGAAGUCUGCUUCACCUCCUGUGUGCAAGACCUGGGCCAGCGCCGUCUGAGCGAGGAAGAGGCCUCGUGUGCCGACACCUGCGCUGCUAAGUUGCUGCAAGCCACGAGCCGCAUGGUGUGGAAAAUGGCGGAACUAAAUCCUCUGCAGCAGGGAGGAGGAGCCUCGGCUCUACACCCCCCGCAACAGACCAGAUAG